Loxodonta africana (African savanna elephant) is the source of this 3933-nucleotide messenger RNA. RefSeq names its product NAD(P)HX dehydratase (gene NAXD). Bases 636 to 1892 code for a protein of 418 amino acids. Gene Ontology annotation, biological process: metabolite repair. Lineage: Eukaryota; Metazoa; Chordata; Mammalia; Proboscidea; Elephantidae. Gene Ontology annotation, molecular function: ATP-dependent NAD(P)H-hydrate dehydratase activity. The record is from RefSeq and is a predicted model, not a curated record. The transcript has 10 exons.
AAUCGGUGAGACAGCCUCUCUGAAGGUUCUAGCCCUUACUGUCUCCUUUUGCUAGCUGCUGGCAAAAUAAAUUUGCUUGUGUGACUCUAAGCGGCCUCCAUAGUCUUAUCCGGCGGCAUGAAACUGGUUCAGUGCAACUGAGGAAGGGGCCCCCAGUAACUUUAGAUGAAGGUUUACAGAACAAACUAGCUUCUCAUUAAACAGUUAGUACAGAUAUUGUUUUGUGACAUCGGUUGCCAACCCCACGACAUGUCAACACUCUCCCUUCUUGACCUUUGGCUCCCCAUUCCCAGCUUUCCUGUCCCCUCCUGCCUUCUAGUACUUGUCCCUGGGCUGGUGUGCCCCUUCAGUCUCAUUUUGUUUUAUGGGCCUGUCUAAUUUUAAUCUUUGGCUGAAGGGUGAACCUCAGUAGUGACUUCAGUACUGAGCUAAAAGGAUGUUCGGGGGCCACGCUAUCGGGGGUUUUUCCAGUCUGGGUCAGGCCAGCCAGUCUGUCAACAAUAAUAUUUUCAGCAAGACAAAAACAGUCCUGGAGCACUCCCUUUACGAUGCCCAGUGCCAACUCCGGCAACUGUUCUACUGCAACCUGUUUGCCAACUGGGCAGCUUUGCCUCACUCAUUAUCUAUAACUUCCCAUGCCCCCCAAAAAGAACGAUAAAAGCAAACCAGGCCUCGAACUGCUAACACGAGUCUGCUCUCACACCAAAACACCGUGGGCCAAGCUGCUCGCGCCUGUCAAUCACCGGAGCCCGCGUGGUGAUUGGUGGAGGGCGGUCGGGGGUGGGGCGAGCCCGGCAGUCCCGACCAUCUGCGCGUCGGGAACCGGCUCUGCGGCGGCUGCGGCGCAGGCUGGGCCGCGAACCCGGAAGGAGCGUCCGAUGGUUGUGCUUCCACGCUUGGGUGGCUUAGCUGCGCGCGCUGCCCUCGGGUCCCGGGCGCGCAGGCGAGUUUUAGAAAGAGCAUUUUCACUACAUAAAGCACAUUCGAUAAAGGAUAUGGAAAAUACUUUCCAGUUGGUGAGAAAUAUUAUACCUCCUCUAAGUGCCAAAAAAUACAAAGGACAAGAUGGAAGAAUAGGCGUAGUGGGAGGCUGUCAAGAGUACACCGGAGCCCCGUAUUUUGCAGCAAUCUCAGCUCUCAAAGUGGGUGCAGAUUUGUCCCAUGUGUUCUGUACCAAGGAUGCGGCACCUGUGAUCAAGUCAUACAGCCCGGAGCUGAUUGUGCACCCCGUUCUUGACAGCCCGCACGCUGUCCGUGACGUGGAAACAUGGUUAACCCGGCUGCACACCCUCGUCGUGGGACCUGGCUUAGGGAGAGACGACGUCCUUCUAGAGAAUGUCAAGGGCAUUUUAGAAAAAUCAAAGGCCAGAGGUAUCCCUGUUGUCAUCGACGCAGAUGGAUUGUGGCUGAUCGCUCAACAGCCGUCCCUCAUUCAAGGUUACCGGAAGGCGGUUCUUACUCCCAACUACAUGGAGUUCACCAGGCUCUACGAAGCUGUGCUUAGGGACCCCUUGGACAGCAGCAGUCACGACGGAGCUGUCCUGAGGCUCAGCCAGGCCCUCGGGAAUCUGACCAUCGUUCAGAAAGGAGAGAGAGAUGUGAUUUCAGACGGUGACCGGGUGCUCGUGUGCGGUCUAGAGGGCAGCAGCCGCAGGUGUGGUGGGCAAGGAGACCUGCUGUCAGGCUCCCUGGGCGUCCUGGUUCACUGGGCGCUGCUUGCUGGAUCUGAGAAAACAGACGGUUUAAACCCUCUCCUCGUGGCUGCAUUUGGUGCCUGCGCGCUCACAAGGCAGACCAACAGCCAGGCCUUCCAGAAGUACGGACGCUCCAUGACCACCACGGACAUGGUUGCAGAGGUCGGCACUGCGUUCAGGAAACUCUUUGAAACCUGAGCAACUGCAAGCAGGAAGAACAACGGGUGCCACUGGUAGAGGAAAACUGCGUUUACAUUGGGGAAAAAACGGAUUUUCAUGUAUGUGAUGGAUCCUUUGAACGCUGUAACAGCACAGAUCUCUUGGUAGAUAUUGCAAGUCUAGGGCAAAUUGGCUAAUGCGGAAACUUUCUACCGCAUCUAACAAUUUUGGGCUAAAACAGUAUGUAGCUGGAGAUGUUAUAAUGAAAACUAGACAAAGUAUUCCUGAACUUUUCUUAGUUUCUCACCAAGAACUGAGAAAAAAAUUAAAGAGAAAUCACAUAAGGAUGAAAAAUUCUUUCACCAGCUCAGCUGGGUUUCUUGGCUUGAUUUCUCCAAGAUAAGCAGAUUUCUGUUUUUGGUCUUUCUGUACUUUCUCAUUUUUGUUCUACAAAUUUAAUUUUUCUUUUAUUUAUGCAAGUAGUUCCUUUUAUUCAAUAUUCCUGUAGAAAGGACCCAAUCAGCUGCUUUCAAGUAUCUACGUGAGUAAUGGCCGGUUUUUUUUUUUUAACUGUCGUCCACCAAGGGAUUUGGCUUUCAUUCUUCAGCUCAUUUUUGUUUCAAAAAAAGGUGAUUGGGUUGAAAAAUCUCUGUGCUGAAAUACUAAGCAUUGGCUCUUUGGGUUGACUCAUUUUAAGUCUUUCAGAAUAAAGUGAUAACUGACUUUAGAAAUCAUUUAAGAUGCAACAUGGGAAGAUGAGACAGGAACUUAACAUGACAGCACUGACGCUUGAGAUGGAUGGUCAAACAUGGAGCUUGCUCGGUCUGGCGUGAUGCUAGUGCUAAGGGCGCCCGGGAGGCAGUGCUAACUGACAUCAUUCUGUCUGCUGACGAACAGGACAGCUGUGUCCAUCUGGUUUGAAAACGUGCACGUCCUCGGGAAUAUUUCCAAUCCAUUAAAGAAGCUAAUUAUCUCUUAGAUUUUAGUAAACGAGAUGUUUCACUGUUAGUAACCUCCAGUUGGCUCAGACACUUGGCUUUUUAUAUAUAAUAUAAUGAACAUAUAUAUGAGACACUUCUAUCUAAUACAACGUUAUCAAGAUGUUGAAAUUUUCUUUACCCUUUUUUUUAAAAAUUGUGCUUUAAGUAAAAGUUUACAGAACAUGUUAGUUUCUCGUUCAACAACUCCUACACAGAUUAUUUGGUGACACUGGUUGCAAUCCCCGCAAUGUGUCAAAACCCUCCCCUUCCCCACCCCGGGUUCCCCAUUUCCAUCCAUUUCUCUGUCCCUUCCUGCCUCCUCGUCUUGGCUUUCAGGCAGCUCUUGCCCGUCUGGUCUCCUUUACGUGACUGAACUAAGCGCGUUCCUCACACGUGCUUUUGUUCUGUAAACCUGCCAGACACGUGUCUCAUUCGCACGGUUUCCUUAGAGUGACGUCGGCUUUUAAAGUGGCUGACAACGGCUUACUUUCUGGUGCUGUUUCUCAGUGGGAUUUGGUGCAUAUCACAUGCGGUUGAGCCAACUUUCCGUAAUGCUUUUUCUACAACAAAUGCAGAAUCCGUGUGCUUCCCUUAUGGCCCGAUGAUUGAUCUUGGGGUCGAUACUCUGUGAUUCAAACCACCUCGCCCCCAACUGAUUUUGCUUUCCUUAAAACUAUUAAAUCAGCUGUUAACCAUUGUUAAAAAAUGUUUGCUACUGUUAUUAUUUCACAUCUUACUUUAAAGGCUUUACUAUCUACACGUGAGCUUCUCUGCCCAAACUGGCAAUGAACAUCUUUUUCCUCUGAGUCAUUACAUCUGCACACUGGUAACUACUAAAAGAAAAAGAAGAGCCUAUUUAUUUAAAUGUGGAGUUUUUUUUUUUUUUCCUAAAAUAAAAAUCCAGAAACUAUCUUUCAACUCUUCUAAGUGACAGCGUUGUCUGAUACUCGGGAGAUAAACAUAGAGAAGCCUGUGUGUAUAAAAUGUAUGUUUUCCACCAAUGUAUACUAACACUGUUCCAGUUAAGGAAUUUAAAGGAGAAGCCUGAAACACAAGCAUUUCUUUCCAUAGAAAAUAAAAUACAUCAAAGCCACAGGAAA